AUGACAGAGUUUACAUCAACUUCGAGAGCACCUUUGCCGGAGAUUCCUGAUGACCUCAGUAUUCCCCAAUUCAUGCUGGAUUACAAGCAUCCAUGUAUGCCGUGCAGGGAGAAUGUUACGUGGCUGACUGAGGAUCACAGCGGGCGGAGCAUUGGAUUCCAAGAGAUCAAAUCUCGGACACAUGGCCUCGCCAAUGCUAUGAGCAUCAAAUGGAAUAUAAGGGAGAAUGAUGUCGUGUGCAUUUUCAGUCCGAACCACACAGAUUAUCCUAUCUGUGUAUGGGCGACCCAUACACUCGGCGCCAUUAUAACUCCCGCGAAUCCGGGAUAUACAGCUGAUGAACUAGUUCACCAGUUGCGAACCACCAAAGCUGCCCUUAUAUUUGUUCAUUCCGAUGCCUUGGGUACCGUUCUGACAGCUGCAAAGCGCGCGCGUGUUCCGGAAGAUAGAAUCGUACUUCUGCACAACCCGCAGAAGCCCAUUGUUCCUCAUGGCGUAGAGAAUGUCAGGGACCUUGUGACAUUUGGCUUGGAUCGUGACACGAAAUAUAUGGAGAAACGGUUCAAGAAAGGGGAAUCAAAACGCCAUUUGGCCUUCCUCAGUUUCUCUAGCGGUACCACUGGCAAGCCAAAGGCCGUUUCAAUACCACAUCACAGUGUCAUUGCGAACAUCAUCCAAAUAGCCGCCCACUAUAACGUCGCUUCGAAGACCUCUGGACCAUGUCCCUUUAGUCCUGGAGACGUUGCUACCGCUGUCCUACCUUUCUUCCAUAUUUAUGGCCUCGUCGUUAACAUGCACUUCAUGCUAUUUGCUGGCCUUAACUUAGUCGUCGUUCCCAAGUUCAGCUUCACAGACUUUCUGGGAAGUAUAGUGCGACAUCGGAUCACGCAUCUUCUACUUGUCCCACCUCAAAUUGUUCUGAUGUGUAAGCACCCGGCAAUGAAGGGCGUCGAUCUAAGCCACAUUAAAUGGACCGUCUGUGGCGCGGCCCCCCUCUCUGGAGAACUGGUAAAACAAGUCAUCAAGGUCCUGCCCAACGCUAGUAUCGGCCAAGGUUACGGCCUCACGGAGACAUGUACCUCCAUUGCCAUGUACCCGCCAGAGCAACGGAUAGGAACCAUUGGCAGCGCUGGCACGCUGAUACCAGGGGUUAGAGCCCGUGUUGUCAAGGCCGACGGCUCGCUGGGUAAAGCUGGCGAAGUCGGCGAACUUGUCGUGACGGGCCCAUCCAUGUCUCUCGGAUACCCUGAUAACGCCCAAGCAACGAAAGAAACCUUCAUAGAUGGAUGGGUCCGCACAGGAGACGAAGUGAUGAUUAACGAGAAUAGUGAAGUAUUUGUGCUGGAUCGUGUCAAGGAAAUAUUCAAAGUUCGAGGAUACCAAGUAGCACCCGCCGAACUCGAAGGACAUCUUCUCAUGCAUCCAUACGUCGCCGACGCGUGCGUGGUCAGCAUACUGGAUGAAUAUAGCGGAGAGCUUCCCUUGGCUUACGUCGUCCUCGACAAGUCGGUGGAAGAACAUGCUAAAGACCACAAGAGCGCUGCGAGGUUGAGGAAUGAAAUUGCCAAGCACGUCUCCGAUACUAAGGUCCAAUAUAAAUGGCUUGCGGGAGGCGUUGAAUUCAUCGAUGCGAUCCCGAAGAAUCCUAGUGGUAAAAUCCUUCGACGCGUGCUCCGGGACAAGGCUCGAGCUGCUAGAGGUAAUGUACAUGCACCACUGCAAGCGAAACUGUAA
This is a messenger RNA of Pleurotus ostreatus (oyster mushroom), 1734 nucleotides long. RefSeq lists its product as uncharacterized. Gene Ontology annotation, molecular function: CoA-ligase activity. The record is from RefSeq and is a predicted model, not a curated record. The transcript is spliced from 19 exons. NCBI's taxonomy places the organism in Eukaryota, Fungi, Basidiomycota, Agaricomycetes, Agaricales, Pleurotaceae. The coding region runs from base 1 to 1734 and encodes 577 amino acids. Gene Ontology annotation, biological process: secondary metabolic process.